Caenorhabditis elegans is the source of this 990-nucleotide messenger RNA. It is a transcript of the gene srt-44, whose product is annotated as Serpentine Receptor, class T. Bases 1 to 990 code for a protein of 329 amino acids. NCBI's taxonomy places the organism in Eukaryota, Metazoa, Nematoda, Chromadorea, Rhabditida, Rhabditidae. The record is from RefSeq and is marked reviewed. The transcript has 4 exons.
AUGAACCGUCUGAUCCAAUACGGAAACACUGAUUCCAUUCCAUUUUACAAUUGCUCUUGGAAACCUCAAUCAGAAUGGUGGUCAAAUGGAGUUCAACGUCCGUGGCUUGGAUACCCAAUUACAGUUUUUGGAAUAUUUAUAGAAUUACUGUAUAUUCCAAUUAUCAACAUAAUUUUCAAGACGAAACUGAUAAAACACACGUGCUACAAGAUUAUUGUUUUGCUGGCAGUGACUGAUAUGUGUGCAACAGCGUGCAGUUGCAUAAUAACUGGAAUUCUUCUGAUCCAGGGUGCAGUUUUCUGUGUCUAUCCAACAUUUAUUUAUAUAACCGGAGGAAUCGCUCUUUGUAAUUGGUGUGGAGCAUGUGCAAUUACAGUUUCCCUGUUUUUGAAUCGAAUUGUUAGCAUUGGAUUGAGAGAGUAUGCGGAUAAAAUUGAAAAGCCUAUGGCCUACAUUUCAAUGGUUUUCUGUGUAAUUUACAUGUUCUACAUUAGUUUUUUCACCACUCCCGCAUGUUUCAACUCAUUGAUUAUGGCAUGGCCAUCUGAUCCAUUGUCAGAAAAGGAGCCAAGUGAAGAGGCAACUAAUUAUUAUCGAAAUGCGUCUCAAGCCUGGAAUAACUGGAUUUUCAUCACUUGUAUGGUUGUUCUAUUCACUUUGUAUUACGCAUUGGUUAAGAAAUUGGCAAGAGGACAGAGUUCGAAAGCUUCAAGAGCGAUUUUCAUUCAAUGCUGUAUCAUAUGCUUCUUCAACUCGUGCACUGCAAUUUUCUACAAUUCUCUGGCAUUCAUAACUCCUUCUCCAGCAAUUCUAGUUUUUGGUCAAUUGUGUUGGUCUAUUAAUCAUGGAUGUCCUGCUCUUAUCUACGUCACAAUGAAUGAAACGAUCCGGCGGGAAUUCAAAAAAUUGAUUUUCCGAGUUGCAACGAGCAAAGUGGAAGAGGGGACCUCCAGUGCUAAUGUGAAGACAAUUACUCAAUCAAGAAUUUGA